Molecule: messenger RNA, 5111 nt
Organism: Pogonomyrmex barbatus (red harvester ant)
Lineage: Eukaryota; Metazoa; Arthropoda; Insecta; Hymenoptera; Formicidae
Gene: Top2
Product: DNA topoisomerase 2
Biological process (GO): sister chromatid segregation; resolution of meiotic recombination intermediates; DNA topological change
Cellular component (GO): nucleus
Molecular function (GO): DNA topoisomerase type II (double strand cut, ATP-hydrolyzing) activity; DNA binding; ATP binding
Source: RefSeq, a predicted model, not a curated record
AUGAGUACAGCCAUGGAAAAUGGAGCUGGUGAUGGCAAGUCAGCCAGCAAGCAGAAAACUAUUGAGGGUAUCUAUCAAAAGAAAUCACAGUUGGAACAUAUCUUGCUGCGUCCAGAUACCUAUAUUGGGUCUGUAGAGCCGGUAACAGAAAUGAUGUGGGUUUUUGAUAAAGAGAAGGAGAUGAUGGUGCAGAAAGAUAUAAAAUAUGUUCCUGGAUUAUAUAAAAUUUUUGACGAGAUCUUAGUAAAUGCUGCAGAUAAUAAACAACGUGAUCCCAAGAUGGAUAUGAUCAAGAUUGAUAUUGAUUCAGAGAACAAUACUAUUUCUGUGUGGAAUAAUGGAAAAGGUAUUCCAGUAGUAAUACAUAAAGAGGAAAACAUGUAUGUACCUACCAUGAUAUUUGGUCAUCUUCUGACAUCAUCAAAUUAUGACGAUGAAGAAGAAAAAGUGACUGGUGGUAGAAAUGGUUAUGGUGCCAAGCUCUGUAACAUUUUCAGUCAUCGUUUUACAGUGGAGACUGCAACGAAAGAAUAUAAGAAAUGUUUAAAACAAACAUGGGGAAAUAACAUGGGAAAAGCUAGCGAGCCUAGGAUUAAAGAAUAUUACGGAGAAGAUUUCACGAAGGUCACAUUUUCGCCAGACUUGUCAAAGUUUAAGAUGCAAUCUCUCGAUGAUGAUAUUGUAUCUUUAAUGUCUCGAAGAGCAUACGAUGUGGCCGCCUCCUCAAAAGGCGUCAAAGUUUAUUUGAAUGGAAGUCGCGUUCCAGUAAAGAACUUUAAGGACUAUGUUGAUUUUUACAUCAAGGGAAAAGAAGAUGAUGUCGGCAAUCCGUUGAAAGUUGUAUAUGAAAAUUGUGGUCCACGCUGGGAAGUAGCUCUUACUUUGUCUGAUAAAGGAUAUCAACAAAUGUCUUUUGUAAAUAGUAUCGCGACAACAAAGGGCGGUAGACACGUCGAUCACGUGACGGAGUUAAUAGUUAAACAGUUGAUCGAAACGUUAAAGAAAAAAAACAAAGCUGGUGUGGCUAUUAAGCCGUUUCAAAUCAAGAAUCACUUAUGGAUCUUUGUUAAUUGUCUCAUUAACAAUCCCACGUUUGACUCACAAACCAAGGAAAACAUGACUUUACAAGCAAAAAGCUUUGGCUCUAAAUGCACAUUAACUGAUAAAUUCAUCACAUCGAUCACGAAAAUUGGUAUUGUGGAGGCAGUGUUAACUUGGGCAAAAUUUAAAGCUGAUAGUCAGCUUGAGAAGUUGGGCCCCAAGUCGAAGCAAAGAAAACUUCAUGGUAUACCCAAAUUAGAGGAUGCCAAUGAUGCGGGAACUGCAAAAUCAUUGGAAUGCACACUCAUAUUGACUGAGGGAGACUCAGCUAAAACAAUGGCUGUGUCUGGCAUCGCUUCCAUAGGCAGAGAUAAAUAUGGCAUAUUUCCAUUAAGAGGUAAAAUGUUAAACGUACGAGAGGCUACUCAUAAGCAAAUUUUAGAGAAUGCCGAAAUUAAUAAUUUGAUAAAAAUUCUUGGUCUCCAAUAUAAAAAGAAAUACGAGACUCGAGACGAUUUGAAGACAUUACGUUAUGGAAAGAUGAUGAUCAUGACUGAUCAGGAUCAGGACGGUUCGCAUAUCAAGGGUCUCUUGAUUAACUUUAUCCAUCAUAACUGGCCAUCAUUGCUGAAGUUAAAUUUCGUCGAAGAAUUCAUUACGCCUAUUGUGAAGGCUACUAAGGGCAAUCAAGUCUUAUCUUUCUUCUCGCUUCCAGAAUUCGAGAUGUGGAAGAAGGAAACGGAAAAUUUUCACACGUAUAAGAUCAAAUAUUACAAAGGUUUGGGUACUUCCACUGCCAAAGAAGCGAAGGAGUACUUUGAAAACAUGGCUAGGCACAGAAUACGCUUCAAAUACGAUGGCGAGCAAGAUGAUCAGAACAUCAUCAUGGCAUUCAGUAAAAAGUGCGUUGAUCAACGCAAGGACUGGUUGAUGAAUCACAUGAAUGAAACGAAAAGACGAAAGGAGAUUGGUCUCGGUGAACGUUAUCUUUACGAAAAGGAUACGCGUACCGUUACUUUUUCGGACUUUAUCAAUGUCGAACUGGUGUUGUAUAGUAAUUAUGAUAAUGUGAGAUCUAUUCCAAAUAUGAUGGAUGGUUUUAAGCCGGGCCAGAGAAAAGUAAUAUAUACCUGUUUAAAACGAAAUGACAAACGUGAGGUGAAGGUCGCGCAAUUGGCGGGAUCUGUCGCCGAGCAUUCGGCUUAUCAUCAUGGUGAAACGUCCCUGAUGGCGACCAUAAUUAAUCUCGCGCAGAAUUUUGUAGGUAGCAACAACAUUAAUCUGCUGCAGCCCAUCGGUCAAUUUGGUACAAGACUCGCUGGAGGAAAAGAUUCUGCCAGUCCGAGAUACAUUUUCACGAUGCUCAGCCCCUUGGCAAGGUAUAUAUUUCACAAACACGAUGAUCCUCUGCUGAAACACGAAUACGACGAUAAUCAAAGGAUCGAGCCUGUUCAUUACAUACCUGUAAUUCCUAUGGUAUUAGUAAACGGUGCCGAUGGCAUUGGUACCGGAUGGAUGACGAAGAUACCGAAUUACAAUCCUCGAGAGAUAAUUGAGAAUUUGCAUAGGAUGAUGGACGGCGCGGAUCCGAAACCUAUGAGACCAUAUUACAAAAAUUUUAAAGGCGUCGUCGAGAGUUGUGGCGAUUACCGCUAUGUUAUAAGCGGAGAGAUAUCGGUAAUUGGACCCGAUAAAGUGGAAAUUACCGAACUUCCUAUUGGUACAUGGACGCAAACUUACAAAGAAACCGUGCUAGAACCUAUGUUACAUGGAACCGAUAAGACACCGGCUAUCAUUACGGAUUACAAAGAGUAUAACACAGAUACGGCAGUGCACUUUAUAGUAAUGAUGAAUCGUGACAAAUUACUAGAAUUAGAAAGAGAUGGUCUUCAUAAAGCAUUUAAACUUCAGACAACAAUGACUAUCACAUCUAUGUGUGCAUUUGACGAAAAUCAAUGCUUGAAUAAGUACGACAAUGUGAUACAGAUAUUGAAGGGAUUUUAUAAAGUACGAUUAGACGCGUAUUACAAGAGGAAAGAUUAUCUAGAAGGAGUUUUGCAAGCGGAAGCAGCAAAACUAUCGAAUCAGGCGCGCUUCAUCCUCGAGAAAUGCGAUGGCGAUCUAGUGAUAGAGAACAAGAAGAAGAAAGACAUGAUUGCGGAAUUAAUCAGACGUAAUUACGAUUCCGAUCCUGUGGUAGUUUGGAAAUUAACGCAGAAUAGAGAGCAAGUAUUGGAGGAUCAAGAAGAAACUGCAUUAAAUGAAGAAGAAAACGCUCCAACUGCGAGAGCAAUAGAAAAGGAAAAUUUCGAUUACCUUCUCGGAAUGACGAUGUGGAGUCUAACAAAGGAAAAGAAAGACGAACAGUUGCGUCAACGGGAUGAGAAGAUUGGAGAGUUGAAGAGAUUGCAAGCUCGUACACCGAUUUCUUUAUGGAAAGAAGAUUUGGACAAUUUGUUAGCUGAAUUAAAUAAACUGGAGGAAAAAGAGCAAAAGGACCAGAUAAAAUCGAAGCAAAAUGAAAAGAAACCGCCCUCAAGAUUCUACAAAAUGGAAGACACUCGUCGCAUAAUUCCUGUAAUCGAUGUUGAAUUGAAGAAAAAGAUCGAAAAAGCUGACAUCGUGUCAAAGGACAAGAAAGAAGGCAUAAAGAAACCAAGAGUAAAGAAAGAGCAAGUCUCAAUGGAGGAGAAAGACGAAUUUGAUACAUUAGUUGAUUCCAAUAUUAAAUCUCUCGAACACAGACUUGGAAAUUCUCCCGAAAAAAUGGAGAAGAAAGCUACAAAGAAAGGAUUGAAACAAACAACGUUGCAAUUUAAACCAAUCAAGAAAGGUAAAAAGAAAGAUAAGAAUUCAGGUAGCGAUAGCGAUGACAUCGAUUUCGGUAGUAUUUCGCCAGUUCCGCAACCACGAGCAUCUCGUAGGACUACAACCAAGAAGAAUUAUAAUAUGAGUAGCGAAGAUUCUGAUGACAGUCACGAAAUGUUUAGUCCCUCUUCCGAUUCGGAAAUACCGAAAAAGAAAGAACCCAUUAUAGCACUAAGCGAUUCCGACGACAAUUUUAAACCAAGCAAGAAACCGCCCCAGCCGACUUCAGAGGAACUUUUCGAUUCAUUAGUAGGCAAUUCUCCCGAGAAGCUAUCUUCACCUGAGAAAAAACCUUUAAUAUCUUCGUCGGGCGAAGACUCACCUAUAAAGUUUACGCCACCUAAAAAAGCACCGGCUAAGAAAAAGACUGAAAAUGGUGGCGGGAAGGGAGUAAAGAGGCAGUUGAAAAAGAAACUAAAAUCAUCUGAGGACUCUGACACAGAUGACACAUAUACUGCCAAACAAAGUCAAAUAAAGAAGAAAAAAAAGAUUUCUGAUUCUGAUGAAGAAAUAAUUGAGGAAUCGCCACCACCUCGGAAGCCUGCCGGUAGAGCUCGGAAGCCUGUAUCUUAUGCAUUAAAGUCGGACGAUAGUGAUGAUUCGGAUUGAACAUUGUCGUGCAUUUUAAAUUAUGCCAGAGAUGAUAUGAUUGACUGAAAUAGUUUAGAAUGUGGAUCUGUGAGGCAAGAUGAAACUCGUGAAUUAAUGCAAAGAUGUUGCAUAUGUUUAUUUGGAGAUUUCAUCCCCACUGUUGAUCGUGAAUUAGUAAUAAUUUUAUGUGAAGUGUUUCGUACGGGAUCUGUCAAAUGUUCAGAACGUGUUCCUCGAAUAAUUUUCGAAAAAAAAAGAAGAAAUUUAAAUUAUUGAUAAAUUUUUUCACUUCUGUUUUACCAAGUGAUGUUCGAAGAUUUAUUCGAGCAAUACAAUCUCUAGCACGUUCUUCCUGAAACGCUUCGUAUAAUCUUGUACAUAAUUUUGCUCUUCGAGCACACAUAGUGUUGCAAACGAGUGGAAUUUUGUGAAAUUAAAACGCUGUGGACAGUAUUGCAGGAUAUAUGCGAGUGUGCCCAAAAUACUCACAAAUCUUAUCGUAUAACUCGAAUCUUCGGAAAAAUUUUAUUUAUAAAAAAUAAAGCGUGAAUCAUAUAUUGUGUUAUAUUGUGAUAUUGAUAUGUAAUUUUAACAUUUUCAGUUAGACGUUA